AUGGACGAACUGCUGAUGACGGAGCUAUCUGCUGAGACGUUCGCAGCACUUCAAGCACAUUUACUGGAACGUCAUCAAGAAGAUGAAAAUAAAGACACACCAGUAUCAGAAGAUUUUCGACUUUCGCAAUUCUGGUAUGAUGAAAAGACUGGACGUGCGUUAGCACAGGAGGCAAUUGAUCAUAGCAGUAAAGAACUGAAGAUUGCUUUUGUCAGUACACCAGCGGCCUAUCGUGCUUUUUUAAAGAUUCAAAGCGAAGAGAAGGAAGAUGACAGAAUCAAGGGCGACAAUGUCUACAUCUUUGAGUUUGACCGUCGAUUUGGAGAAAAGUAUGGGGACCGAUAUUGCUUUUAUGAUUACAAUGCACCAAUGGAUCUACCUGAAAGGUUUCAUCACUUUUUUGACUAUGUGCUGAUGGAACCGCCACAUUUGAGCAUUGACUGUUUAGAUAAGUUUUCCGACACGAUGCGGUGGCUUGCCAAGGAUGUGGAAUCAGUCCCUGGCAAGAAGGACCGUGUAAUUAACCCGGCCACGUUCAUUAACUCUCAGCUGCUACGGAAGGAGAUGAAAGCUAAUUUGGGUUUUACUCCUACGGGCUUCUACCCAAGCUUUGAAUCGAAACUAUCGAAUCAUCUUUUUACAUACACGAACUACGAGUCAGAGCGUUUUGGUCCUUGUAAAGAGCCUGAAGAUGAUGAUGAAGAAGAUGAUGAUGAUAACAAGUAG
Molecule: messenger RNA, 726 nt
Organism: Peronospora belbahrii
Lineage: Eukaryota; Oomycota; Peronosporomycetes; Peronosporales; Peronosporaceae
Source: the annotation of a GenBank genome assembly